Messenger RNA from Peronospora belbahrii, 816 nucleotides. Lineage: Eukaryota; Oomycota; Peronosporomycetes; Peronosporales; Peronosporaceae. The record is from the annotation of a GenBank genome assembly.
AUGACAACUGCCGACGUUGAUUCCAUUGUGUCCAGAGAUGAUAGACUUGACGUGCCUGGUGUCGUCAUGAAUUUCCUCUUAAUGGGCUCUAUUCAUCACGCAAUGGACAAGCAACUUCUCAAGAACUUGCAAGUCACUUGUCUAAUUGACGCUGAGAAUCCGCGAAAGCGCUCAGCGCAUCCGGAAUUACCAGUGGACCCUACGACUAAAAUGGAGCGCAUUGAAUUGGACGAUGGCUGCUCUUACGCUGAUUUUAAGAUCAAUAUCACAAAGAGUAACAAACUCAUUCAAGUUGCGCGUUCCGAUAAUAAGAAGAUGUUUGUCUUCUGCACCCAUGGCAAUAACGAAUGUGCAGUGGUAUGUAUUGCCUAUUUAAUGGUUGUGGAGCAAUGGAGUCUCGAACAUGCUUACCGAUACGUGCUGCAAAAACGACCGGCUAGUGCUCCACGCAAAGCUUACGUCGAAAAGCUACGUACUUUGGAGCUGGAAACUCACGGGCGUGUGACGCUCCGUUCGGACCAAAUUGGCCCGAGCAUGAUUGACAUUAUGUUUGGUUUGCGGGGAGAAAGUCCAGUUGACAACAUUGACGAGCAAAGCAGCCACGCUAUAGAUGGCGGCACUUUAGCUGAACGUGCCAGUCUUGCGUCUAAUUUUUCGGUUGUCACUAGGCAGACGUAUGGCAGGUCUUUUUGCGAAACGACACUCAAAGCUGAGCAAAAGGACGAGCCUGGAUCAAGGAAGAAGAAGCUGUUCCACCCGCAUUUAUCCCCACGUUUGGGUCGAAGAAAAUCUAGAGGCAAUUGUAUUAUCAGCUGA